AUGAAGGAGUGGCUGGAUGGAGCGACAAUUGUCAUCUCGACCAGCUACACGGGAUUGUCGGUAACCGACAUGACCGCGCUAAGGCGAGCGCUUCGUGAGAAGGAAGUUCGCUACAAGGUCGUAAAAAAUACUCUGGCAUAUAUUGCCGCGGACAACGCGGGACAGCCUGAGCUGAAAGAGAUAAUUCAGGGACCGAGCGCAAUUGCAUUUGGCUACGGCGAACCCACAGACCCAGCAAAGGCGCUGUCGCAGUUCAUCCGCGAGACUCGCUCACCUCUCGAAAUUCGCGGCGCGGUCCUGGACGGCAGGGUGCUUGAUGCGGCACAAGUUGAGCGACUUGCCAGCCUGCCGGGCAAGGACGAGUUGGUCGCCCUACUUCUCUCCCGAAUGCAGUCGCCGAUUUCAGGCUUGGUGAAUGUGCUGAACGGACCCAUAGCAGGACUUGCGCGCGUGCUGCAAGGACGUAUCGACAAUCUACAGGAACAACCGGCAGAGUAA
This is a messenger RNA of Geodia barretti, 498 nucleotides long. The record is from the annotation of a GenBank genome assembly. NCBI's taxonomy places the organism in Eukaryota, Metazoa, Porifera, Demospongiae, Tetractinellida, Geodiidae.